Messenger RNA from Haemonchus placei, 561 nucleotides. The record is from the annotation of a GenBank genome assembly. Lineage: Eukaryota; Metazoa; Nematoda; Chromadorea; Rhabditida; Trichostrongylidae.
AUGAGGUUGAGCUUUCUCCUACCUUCGCAUCUUCUACUGGGCAAGCCCUAUACACAUGAAUUUCAGACAUUCACUGCUAUUGACCUUGGAUGUGAUUCACUGGAAAACAACUGCAUGACCCAGUCUCAAUACCACGGCUACUGCCUUUUGUACCGACGAAGUUGUCCAAGAAGCGAACAAGUGGAGAAAAAAUUAGAUAGUAAGACUCCGAAAAACUCUCGGAAGGACUGCGAAAAAUGGAAAAGAAAAUGUGCUGCAAAGUAUCCGAAACAUUUCGCCUGUAAACAAUACAAAAGGAAAUGCGGACCAAUUGAUUUCCCUAUCGGGAAGAGUUCAACAUCGGGAAGAGUUCAACGGAUGAAAGAUCAUCGAGAAAGGAAAUGUGCUGCGAAGUACCCGAAACAUUUCGCCUGUAAACAGUACAAAAAGAAUUGCGGACCAAUUGAUUUCCCUAUUGGAAAUAAAACGGCAGUUGAAGAACCAUCAAAAAGAUCCAAAGACCCGGCAGAUGACGACAAUGAGGAGGAUACCAACAAGGUGAAAAUAUCAAAGAAUGCAUGA